GCUUUCAUCACCGCAACCAUAACCGUAGCAAUAACAAUAACAAUAUAAAAUUAAAUAAUAAAUUGAUCUUUUACUUGGUAUUACGAAAGUUUUUAUGAAAGAAAAUGAAUAUGGAUUCGCACUUACAAGAAGACUUGUCAACCAACAACGAGAAUUUGUAUACGAAUGAAUUGGGUAUUCCUCCUCCAAGACAGGAAAACAUUACAGAGUUAAGUCGCUAUUUUAUUGAUUUAAGAGGCGCAGUCAAUGAAAAAAGCUAUCUAUUUCAAAGGCAUGAGUUAGAACAAGGUCUUGAACGAAUUACCUUACGAACCAGGGAAAUGAAUUUUGAAAAGGACUAUCUUUACAGUAAUUUACGCACGCUUGAACAGAUAAAGCUAGUUGAGAGACGUCUGAAUCAUUACAAAUGUUUAGAGGAGUCUAAUAAUGAUCAACCUCCACAAUGGUUUAUUAACUUCUUUAAUGAUCCUAAUGUUGGAUUUCUUGCUCUUAAAAGGGAAAUGGUAUCCAUGGAUGCCCGUCAAAAUCAACGGCUGGAAGCAUUAGAAAACCGUCAAAAUCAACGGCUAGAAGCACUGGAAACCCGUCAAAAUCAACGGCUGGAAGCACUAGAAACCCGUCAAAACCGACGGUCGGACGUAAUAGAAGAAAGUCUACGUAGUAUCAAUCAGAAACUGAGCAAGCAGGAGUAUCGAUACUAUAGAUUACACAACAUACAGUUGAGAUCAUUGGGGAAGUCUAUUGAUGUUGUUCCAUUUGUAAAUGGCCAAGAACCAGACUUUGACCUGCCUCAAAUUCAUUCAAUUGAGGAUAUUGAGAACUUGACAAAAGAUCAAUGUACUCGUUAUCUUGACGGCUAUGGAAUCCAGUAUGGGCCAAAUGAGACGAUAAAAUUAAAGGAGCGUCUUCGUAAUGCCGUUGGAUUAGAGUCCUUGGGAGAUAGCGAAUUUCUUUUAUCUGGGUUUCGUUGACUUUUGGGCGUUUUCAAACAUAUUGAGUCAUCUUUUGAAAUGUCUGUCUAUAAGCAUACUACUGUUCGAACUAAUACAUUCGUUUUAUUAUGUUUUCGUCAGUAAUGCGCCGGACGAUGCUUCGAAUUAAAUCUCUCCUCUCCUAAUACUUUAAAACGAAACUAAUUUCCUAAUAUUAAUAGAUUACCAA
Molecule: messenger RNA, 1161 nt
Organism: Schizosaccharomyces octosporus yFS286
Lineage: Eukaryota; Fungi; Ascomycota; Schizosaccharomycetes; Schizosaccharomycetales; Schizosaccharomycetaceae
Product: meiotic expression up-regulated protein
Exons: 1
Coding region: 105-971 (288 amino acids)
Source: RefSeq, a predicted model, not a curated record